AUGAUGAACGUGGUACUUUCCCAACCGUUAGGUGCACAUCACGCCACAAUAAUCGAUGAUACCUGCAGUCCACCUGUAUCGAGUGGAAGAUCGUCAAUAGUACGUGAUACUCCCCCGCCAGCUGCAGCUGCGUUGUCCUCUUCGAAAUGUGAUCAACCGUCAAAUUUGGAAAUAUUGGCUUCAUCUGCCACCAUUGUCCCACUGCCAUCUAACAUGGGCACUCUGAUUGGUUCAUCGCUCGUUAAGGUGUUUAUUACUGCAUUGACUUUAUUCAACAAUUUGUAA
Messenger RNA from Anisakis simplex (herring worm), 285 nucleotides. The record is from the annotation of a GenBank genome assembly. Lineage: Eukaryota; Metazoa; Nematoda; Chromadorea; Rhabditida; Anisakidae.